Messenger RNA from Phacochoerus africanus (Common warthog), 4047 nucleotides. It is a transcript of the gene PTGIS, whose product is annotated as prostaglandin I2 synthase. Gene Ontology annotation, biological process: prostaglandin biosynthetic process. Gene Ontology annotation, molecular function: oxidoreductase activity, acting on paired donors, with incorporation or reduction of molecular oxygen; heme binding; iron ion binding. The transcript is spliced from 10 exons. Lineage: Eukaryota; Metazoa; Chordata; Mammalia; Artiodactyla; Suidae. The record is from RefSeq and is a predicted model, not a curated record. The coding region runs from base 64 to 1575 and encodes 503 amino acids.
GCCGUUGAGGCAGACCCGCAGCUUCCCGCGCUCGGCCGCGGCAGCCCGGUCGCCGGUCCUGCCAUGUCCUGGGCCGUGGUCUUCGGCCUCCUGGCCGCGCUGCUGCUGCUGCUGCUGCUGCUGCUGUUGACCCGCCGGCGCACGCGGCGCCCCGGCGAGCCCCCCCUGGACGUGGGCAGCAUCCCCUGGUUGGGCUAUGCCUUGGAGUUUGGAAAAGAUGCCGCUAGCUUCCUCACUAGGAUGAAGGAGAAGCAUGGUGAUAUCUUUACCGUGCUGGUGGGCGGCAGGUAUGUCACUGUCCUCCUGGACCCACACUCCUACGACUCGGUGGUGUGGGAGCCUCGCACCAAGCUGGACUUCCACGCCUAUGCCGUCUUCCUCAUGGAGAGGAUUUUCGACGUGCAGCUUCCACAUUACAACCCCGGUGAUGAAAAAUCCAAGAUGAAACCGACACUCCUCCACAGAGAACUGCAGCUGCUCACAGAAGCCAUGUAUACCAACCUCCGCACUGUCCUUCUGGGCGACACCAUGGAAGCGGGCAGUGGCUGGCACGAGAUGGGUCUCUUCAAUUUUUCCUACAGCUUCCUGCUCAGAGCUGGCUACCUGACUCUGUAUGGCGUUGAGACACCGCCAUGGACCCAGGAGAGCCAGGCCCAGGACUGUGUCCACUCAGCCGACGUCUUCCACACCUUCCGCCAGCUUGACCUGCUGCUCCCCAAAUUGGCACGUGGCUCCCUGUCAGUGGGGGAUAAGGACCGGGUGUGCAGGGUCAAAGGUCGCCUAUGGAAGCUGUUGUCCCCAGCCAGGCUGGCCACCCGGGCCCACCGGAGCAAAUGGCUGGAGAGUUACCUGCAGCACCUGGAGGAGAUGGGCGUGUCGGAGGAGAUGCAGGCGCGGGCUCUGGUGCUGCAGCUCUGGGCCACCCAGGGAAACAUGGGGCCCGCUGCCUUCUGGCUCUUGCUCUUCCUCCUCAAGAAUCCCGAGGCCCUGGCUGCUGUCCGAGGAGAGCUUGAGCCUAUCCUCUCACGAGCAGAGCAGCCCAUUUCACAGAUGACCACACUCCCACAGAAGGUUCUGGACAGCACGCCUGUACUCGACAGCGUGCUGAGUGAGAGCCUCAGGCUCACCGCCGCGCCCUUCAUCACCCGUGAGGUUGUGGCGGACCUGGCCUUGCCCAUGGCAGAUGGGCGGGAAUUCACCCUGCGACGUGGCGACCGCCUCCUCCUCUUUCCCUUCCUGAGUCCCCAGAAGGACCCGGCCAUCUACACAGAUCCAGAGGUGUUUAAAUACAACCGAUUCCUGAACCCGGAUGGGUCAGAGAAGAGGGACUUUUACAAGGACGGGAAGCGACUGAAGAAUUACAGCCUGCCCUGGGGAGCGGGGCACAACCAGUGCCUGGGCAGGGCUUACGCCGUCAGCAGCAUCAAACAGUUCGUGUUCCUUGUGCUGGCGCACUUUGACCUGGAGCUGAGCAGCCCGGAUGUGGAGAUGCCCGAGUUUGACCUCAGCAGGUACGGCUUCGGGCUGAUGCAGCCGGAACGCGACGUGUCCAUCCGUUACCGCCUCCGGGCGUGAGCUCUGGGGCAGAUGGGGCUCCGCGCACCCAGCCUGCCCCCAGUCGCCCAACUUUCUGUGCCUGCGUUUGGCCUGGGGGCAGAGCUUUGAACACCAGCAGUGCCAUCACUACCCCCUCCCUGCUUUUUUUCUGGAAGGCUCUGUCUGGGGAAGAGAAAAGAAGGGAAGCUGAGAGAAGGGGAGUGAAGAAAAGACACCAGAAGUGCUGUGGCUUAUCUGCUGCAGAGGUUUAGUUCCAAAAUGAGGCUCUUUCUGCUCCAGCUCCUCUUGCUCCUCUCAUCUGUUUGCUGUCCACCAAAGUGAGGGCAGACAGGGCAAACGGGGAGACCCCACUGCUCUGCCCCAGAGGGGCCUCCGUCCAAGCCCCAGACAAUGGUGCAGUCUAGGCCUUCACCAGUCAAGUCAGAUGCUGGCCAUCAAACAGCCACCCAGGGCCUAGCAGUGUGUCUGUUGAAAUAGCAUUGACUUUGAAAUAUCAUUGAACGACCUAAAGGGUCCCUUAGAACAUCUGCUCUCCUAGGAGCUCCAUUUGCCAGGCACGUUCCCCAUCUCUCUGUUCACACUGAUCUUUGAGAAAAUGCAGGAGGGUGUCCUGAGGUUGGUGCAUCCGUGGUGCAAGGUGGGAGCACUCUGCAAACACUGGGCUCUGAGGAGCAGACUUCUCUGCUAGAGUUUGGGCUCAGGAUGAGCCGGGUUUUAACAAGACAGAGCCCUGACGGGAUGGUCCCAGUGAAAGGAGACAGCCAGGACUCCAAGCCAAAAAAAUAAAUAAAUAAAAAGGUGGGGUGGGGGUGGGGGUGCUGGUUUCCUGCAUUCUAGUUCAGAAGCUCCAGCUGCAGGCACCGUCCAGACUGCAGACCUAUUUUGUGUGCCCUACACUUAUUACCAAACUACAUUAGUGUUACCAUGUCGUCUUUGGGAGAGUUGAUUCAGAAAGUUCAGCCUCUCUUGAAAACUUGAAAGAUCUGUCCACACUGGGCCCAUACUUCCAAGGGCAACCACGGGCCAGAGCUGAGUAGCAGCUGCCUCCCUUUUCCGAGGCAUGUGUGAUCUGAUUCACUAGGAUUUCUGCUUGGUCUGCUUUUCCAUUCACGGUACCUCUGGCCCCCCAAAGGCAUCCAAGUUUGAGAGCCUCUUCCUACUCUUAGAGGUGAUGUCGUAGAAGGGGCGAGAACCUGCUAAGUGGCCCUCAAAUCAAUGGUUCAUCCUGCCCUGGGUGCACUACCCUUUGAUCAAACAGAUCGAUGAUGAAAACUUGCCUUUGCAUCAGCUUUAGGAAAAAAAAAAAAAUCAAAGAGAAAAACUACCUGAAAGCCUUUAUUAUGAUGAGAAGUAUGAAGUCCUAUUUAUUAAGGGCCCUCUAAAUGCCUAUGACAUGAACAGUAGACACAGUAUUUCUAUUUUUCACAGAAUCUCUGUGAAGAGAGGAUGGUCAUGCCCUCUUUAUAGAUGGAGAAAUGGGCUCAGAGAGGUGAAGUGACUUGCCUAGGGUCACACAGCUUGUAAGCUGGUAGAAUUCAGCAAACAGAAUUACUGUCCCAGUGGCAAAUGCUGGGUGGGCAGCUCUGUGUUCCUUGGGCUCAAGGGGGUGGUGGAGGGCAGUUCUGUUUGGCAUCAGGGAGCUGACGGAGCCAGAAGCACCCAGGGGUGGAUGCAUCUCAUGAGUUGUAGGCGCGCGCACACACACACACACCCCUAGGUCCCUGUAGUUUUGGCUGGAGGGAGAAGAGAAGACCUGAGAUCUGACUGUUCCAGCGGCUGAUCUCUUCUUGGAGUGUGGCACCAGGGCUUGGGGGCUUCCCUGGUCCUCAGCCUGCAGGCGGCCCCAGGAUUCCCAGACAGACAUGGUGAUUGGCGGGAGGCGGAAUAUCCCCAGGGAAACCCAUCUUCAUGCCUGGGUGACCCCCUCUGCCGCCUGCUUCUUAACUCUGCAGGAAAUCAGGGCUGGCAGCCUCCUGUGGGAGGAUGGAGCCGGUUUCCAUGGCAACCCUCGGCUGCCUCCUCCUGGCUUGGAAAGGAAGGAAGGAGGCCAGCAGAAAUAGCUCCAAGGAAGAUCUCUCUUGUGCCUGGCUGCUACCCUGAUGUGCUGGGGAAAAGCCCUUCUGACUUCCCCCUUCCAAAUCAGGGCUCCUUGUCACUGAGACUAGAGUCUCACCUGUGUUCAAACAAGGGCCUAUUCGCUUUAAAGGUGGCACCUCCUUGGAGCCACAAUCAUUAGGAAGAAACGAUUCUCCUACCAGGCAACUCCAGCUGGUACCAGAGAUAUCGAAGUACAGCUUGGGAGACAAUGCUUUAAACCCAUUCUUGUUUUAAUCUUUAUCCUUUUUUCUUUCUUCUUUUAAAAAAUAUAAGCUAUGGAGAAAAGAGGGAGAGAAGAGCGAGUUAGCUCCUUGCUAGUGGUUACUUAGGAAGGUACUGGACAUCAUUGUAUUUCUUCAUAACUUGCUUUACAAUAAAAAAUUGCAGGACAUA